CCCCCCCGAUACCGCACCGGGCCCCUGACACUGCACCGGGACCCGGAGAGACCGGCACGGAGACCGGGACCCCCCCGGACCCAGAGAGACCGACACGGACACCGGGACCACCCCCAGUACUGCACCGGGACCCCGAUACUGCACUGGGAUCCCCCCGGACCCAGAGAGACCGGCACGAGCACCGGGACCACCCCCCCGGGACACCACCGGCACCGGGAUCGUCCCCUCGAUGCUGCAGAGGGACCCCGACACUGCACCAGGACUCGGAGAGACCGGCACGAGCACCGAGACCACCCCCGAUACUGCACCGGGACCCCGAUACUGCACCGGGACCCCGAUACGGCACCAGGAACCGACCCGACAUCGGGACCCCUCGGCAGCAGCAGCGAGACCUCCAGGAGCAGGACUGGCCCCCCUGGUGCCCCCAGGACCCUCCGGCACCGGGCUCGCUCGACCCCAGCAGCACACGGGGCACCAGCGCAAUCCAAGGACGCCCACCUGGAGCAGAUGGUGGCCGCCAGCCCCGGGAAGACGCCCAUCAGCCUCCUGCAGGAAUAUGGGACACGCUUAGGACGGACCCCCGGCUACGACCUGCUCAAGGCCGAGGGCCAGGCCCACCAGCCCAACUUCACCUUCCGCGUCACCCUCGGGGACAUCAGCUGCACCGGGCAGGGCCCCAGCAAGAAGGCGGCGAAGCACAAGGCGGCCGAGGUGGCCCUGAGGCUGCUCAGAGGUGGGGGGGCCAUGCUGGAGCCCCCGGAGCACAGCUCUCCUUUCCCCCCAGAGCCCCCGGCUGAGCCCGGCCCUGCCGCCGCCCCCCCAGCCCCUGCCGUGCCCCCUCCCUUGCCCAGGGGGCCCCCCCUGGAGAUGAAGACACCCGUGUCCCCCCCCCAGUCGGAGUGUAACCCCGUGGGGGCUCUGCAGGAGCUGGUGGUGCAGAAGGGCUGGCGCCUGCCCGAGUACACGGUGACCCAGGAGUCGGGGCCGGCGCACCGCAAGGAGUUCACCAUGACGUGCCGCGUGGAGCGCUUCGUGGAGAUCGGCAGCGGCACCUCCAAGAAGCUGGCGAAGCGCAACGCGGCCGCCAAGAUGCUCGUGCGGAUCCACAACGUGCCGAUGGAGCCGCGCGACGGCAGCGAGGCCGAGGGCGAGGAGGACCAGUUCAACAUGACGUGCCCCCGGCUGGAGGGGCUGCGGGGCCGAGCCCCCGGCUGUACCUGGGACUCCCUGAGGAACUCGGCGGGCGAGAAGUUGGGGCAGCUGCGGAGCCGGGGGGGAGCCCCCGCGCCAGGGGGGGCCUGUGCCCUCCUGCAGGAGCUCUCGGAGGAGCAGAGCUUCGCCAUCAGCUACCUCGACAUUGACGCGCUGAGCCUCAGUGGGCUGCACCAGUGCCUGGUGGAGCUCUCGACGCAGCCGACCACCGUGUGCCACGGGGCCGCCCCGUCCCGCGACGGCGCCCGCGCCCAGGCUGCCCGCAACGCCCUGCAGUACCUGCGCAUCAUGGCGGGGGGCAAGUGACCCCCCCGGGGGCGAGUGACCCCCCCGGACACACCCAUGGGCGCACGGACACACCCCAGGCUCGCUGGACUCACGGCAGGGCACCCGGCCCCCACCCACCACCCCUCGGACACAGGGACCCGCCUGGGUCUGCGGAUGGACAGACGGACGGACCUCAGGGCCCAGGGGCUCCCUCUGGCCUGGCCCCCCCCCGACAGCAGCGCCAGGAGGGCCCCCGGGCACCAUCGGCCCCCAGGAAUAAAUCUGGGGGGAUUUGUA
Messenger RNA from Pseudopipra pipra, 1776 nucleotides. RefSeq names its product TARBP2 subunit of RISC loading complex (gene TARBP2). The coding region runs from base 508 to 1518 and encodes 336 amino acids. NCBI's taxonomy places the organism in Eukaryota, Metazoa, Chordata, Aves, Passeriformes, Pipridae. Gene Ontology annotation, molecular function: pre-miRNA binding; siRNA binding; double-stranded RNA binding. The transcript is spliced from 9 exons. The record is from RefSeq and is a predicted model, not a curated record. Gene Ontology annotation, cellular component: nucleus; RISC-loading complex; RISC complex. Gene Ontology annotation, biological process: siRNA processing; regulation of siRNA processing; regulation of viral transcription.